GCCGGCAGGAAGCACUGAGGAGGAAUCUGUUUUCUGACCACCCACAAGGUCCCCUACCUCAGCAGCAGGGCUGAGGCGGGAAUGGGUCGGGGUUCGAUCUGUGGCUCGGCCAUUGAUUGCUAAGGAUGCUGCAGACUUUAUAUGAUUACUUCUGGUGGGAGCGAUUGUGGCUGCCUGUGAACCUGACCUGGGCUGACCUGGAGGACCGUGAUGGGCGCAUCUAUGCUAAAGCUUCUGACCUUUAUAUCACCCUACCCCUCGCCCUGCUUUUCCUCAUCGUCAGAUACUUCUUUGAGAUUUAUGUGGCAACACCGCUGGCUGCCCUCCUAAAUGUGAAGGAGAAGACUCGGCUUCGAGCAUCCCCCAACCCAACUUUGGAGAAUUUCUAUUGUACCAGAGGCAAACACCCUAAACAGGCGGAGGUGGAGCUCUUGUCUCGGCAGAGUGGACUCUCAAGCCGUCAGGUAGAGCGAUGGUUCCGUAGACGCCGAAAUCAGGACCGGCCAAGCCUACUCAAGAAAUUCCGGGAGGCCAGUUGGAGAUUCACCUUUUAUCUUAUUGCUUUCAUUGCUGGCAUGGCUGUCAUUGUGGAUAAACCUUGGUUCUAUGACAUGAAGGAAGUAUGGAAAGGUUAUCCUAUUCAGUCUAUUAUCCCUUCCCAGUACUGGUAUUACAUGAUCGAACUCUCCUUCUACUGGUCCCUACUCUUCAGUAUUGCUUCUGAUGUUAAACGAAAGGAUUUCAAAGAGCAGGUGAUCCACCAUGUGGCCACCAUCAUCCUCAUCAGCUUCUCCUGGUUUGCCAACUACAUCCGGGCAGGGACACUCAUCAUGGCUCUCCAUGACUCCUCUGACUACCUGCUAGAGUCAGCCAAGAUGUUUAACUACGCUGGAUGGAAAAACACGUGCAACAAUAUCUUCAUCGUCUUCGCCAUUGUCUUCAUCAUUACUCGACUCGUCAUCUUACCCUUCUGGAUCCUGCACUGCACAGUGGUGUAUCCUCUGCAGCUGUAUCCUGCCUUUUUUGGUUAUUACUUCUUCAACUCCAUGAUGGGUGUGCUGCAAGUGCUGCACAUCUUCUGGGCCUACCUCAUCCUUCGAAUGGCCCACAAGUUUGUAACUGGAAAGCUGGUAGAAGAUGAACGCAGUGAUCGGGAAGAGACGGAGAGUUCAGAGGGCGAGGAGGCUAUCACUGGUGGGGGCAUGAAGAGCCAUCAUCUAGCCAAUGGUCAUCCUAUUCUUAACAAUAACCACAGAAAAAAUGACUGA
Messenger RNA from Phascolarctos cinereus (koala), 1268 nucleotides. RefSeq names its product ceramide synthase 2 (gene CERS2). Gene Ontology annotation, biological process: ceramide biosynthetic process. Gene Ontology annotation, cellular component: membrane. Gene Ontology annotation, molecular function: sphingosine N-acyltransferase activity; DNA binding. The record is from RefSeq and is a predicted model, not a curated record. Lineage: Eukaryota; Metazoa; Chordata; Mammalia; Diprotodontia; Phascolarctidae.